Messenger RNA from Spodoptera littoralis (African cotton leafworm), 1746 nucleotides. NCBI's taxonomy places the organism in Eukaryota, Metazoa, Arthropoda, Insecta, Lepidoptera, Noctuidae. The record is from the annotation of a GenBank genome assembly.
AUGAAAACAAUGAAUGCUGCAGGCGCUUUUAAAAUAUUAGAGAUAUUACAAAAUGCAUUCAGAAUAUUGGCAUUUUUGAACCUCACUGAGUACUUAUGGCCACAUCAAGCUAAUGUUCGUGAUAAAGCUAGUUUCGACUUCAUAGUUGUCGGCGGUGGUACUGCAGGAAGCGUCAUUGCCAACAGACUCUCAGAAAUCGAGCACAUCAAUGUUCUGCUCAUUGAAGCUGGUGGCGAUCCACCUUUUGAAUCAGAUCUGCCUGGCCUUCCACUUCUAAUUAAACGAUCUCGCUACGACUGGAACUAUACAGCAGAGUUGGAUGAACUGGAAGAUUCUUGUCAUCUUAACCCACAGUACGAAAUUACACAGGGCAAAAUGCUUGGUGGAAGUGGCUCGCUGAAUUACAUGGUUUAUCAUAGAGGACAACCUAGUGACUACGACUCUUGGGCCGAAGUCACCAAAGAUGACUCCUGGAAAUGGAAGAACGUUCUACCUUAUUUCAUGAAAUCAAUCAAGACUAACGAUCCACAAAUUCUUCAGUCAGCUGACAAAAAAUAUUAUGGCACUGAUGGAUUAUUAGAGAUAUCCAGAGAUCAUCGCGAACGAAUAAAUAACUUUUUAGAUGCUUUCCGAGAACUUGGAAAUGACAUAAACCUCGACUUUAAUGAAAACCAUCCUCUAGGAUUUGCUGCGCAAACUUUCACAUUGGCUGGUAGAUCUCGCCAGAGUACAGCUUAUGCAUUUAUAUCUUCGGCCAAAAAUCGGCGCAACCUUCAUGUGUUGAAAAAUACAUUGGUAACUAAAAUCUUGUUUGACAAAAACAAAAAAGCUAUCGGUGUAGAAGUUCUUACUGGAGAUCGUAAAACGAUGACGCUGAAAGCUAAAAAAGAAGUUAUUGUAUCCGCUGGAGUAUUCAAUACACCUAAACUGUUAAUGUUGUCUGGUGUUGGACCAGAAGAACAUUUGAAAUGCAAAAACAUUCAUGUGGUUUCAAAUUUACCUGUAGGAGAAAAUCUACAGGAUCAUGUUGGUAUUAUUAUGGUUCAAAAUAUGGAUACAUUGACGGAACCAUUACCACAACCCAGUCCUUACGAACUGCCAGGAUUCUCAUUCACUGGUUUUGUUACGUUAAAUCAAUCUUCUAAUAUUCCUGAUUACCAAAUGACUGCGUAUGUAGCUGGACCAGAGGCUGUUAUAUAUUAUUGUACAUUUGGGUUUCGAUUUAGCGAUGACGUUUGUAAUAACAUCUAUGUAUCAAACAGACUUCAGUCGUUUACUGAAAUAGUCAACCUCAAUCCAAAGUCUCGAGGUAAAGUCCUCUUGAAAAGUGCUAAUCCUGAAGACCCUCCUAUUAUUAAGUAUGGAUUCUAUUCAAACAAAGACGACGUUGAAAGUCUCAUUGACCACAUUUUAGACUUUAUGCGCGUAAUGGAAACGACGUAUUAUACCAAAGUCGAUGCAGUGAUGGCAGAUGCAGCUCCUCACUGUAAUACGUAUGGGCAAGAUACUAGAGAAUUCUGGCGUUGUUAUAUUAUGUGUAUGUCAACUGGAAUUAGUCAUCUAACUAGUACAUGCCCCAUGGGCACUGUUGUUGAUAGUAGAUUAAGAGUUCAUGGUGUAAAAGGUCUGCGUAUAGCUGAUGCUAGUGUGAUGCCAACAAUAACGAGAGGAAAUCCAAUGGCUGCAGUUAUAAUGAUUGGCGAAAAAGUAUCCGAUUUGAUAAAACAGGACCAUAAAUUGAUUUAG